CCCCAGUGCUUUUCCGCCAUCGCUUUUGGGGUUUAUUAUCAAAAAAAAAUGCGCGUUUAAGUUUGUGGAGAGAGUCAGUGCAGUGCAGUGCAGUCAGUGGUCUGGAACAUGAUCAGAGGGGCCGGGCUCUCCCGGUGGAGGUGGGACAAAACCGCAACGGGAAGCGACAAACUCCGACCCGCCUCGAACUGGAGCCGGUGCCGCUGAAGUGAGAGAGCACGAGGUUCGCCCGGGAUGGACAUCGGGACCGUCGGGAAGUGACGCGAUUCCCAAUCGACGUCAAGUCAGCGCAACGUUUUUCAGAGCUGAACUCCGGGACGCGUUCGGCGGUUCGGUUCCCACCUCUCUCUUUUUUUUUUUAACCGCCGGAUUUCGACUCGUUUCUCCUCUCCUGCUGCGCGUCAGCCGAAGGCCGCGCGAAGUCCUCGUCGUGAAAGAGAACCCGCAAUGUGGUCGGUUGUCAGGUUUGAAAACCUCCAGGAACUGAAAAGGAUGUGCCACUGGGGCCCGAUCAUCGCCCUCUCCGUGAUCGCAGUGUGCAGCACUGUGGCUAUAAUGGACUCUGUGUGUUGGUUCUGGCCGCUCGACACAGCAGGUGGGAGCAUCAACUUCAUUGUGUUGAUAAACUGGACCGUUCUUAUACUUUACAACUACUUUAAUGCAAUGUUUGUCGGUCCUGGCUACAUCCCCCUCGGCUGGAAACCGGAAAACCCUCAGGAAACUAUAUACCUGCAGGACUGUAAAAUCUGUCAGGGUUACAAGUCACCCCGCUCACACCAUUGCCGUAAGUGCAACAGAUGUGUGAUGAAGAUGGAUCACCAUUGCCCUUGGAUUAACAAUUGUUGUGGUCAUUUAAACCAUGCUUACUUUACCUCGUUUCUGAUACUAGCUCCACUUGGUUGUAUUCAUGUCUCUGUGAUAUUAAUCAUGACCAUUUACGUACAACUGUACAACAGGAUAUCAUUUGGUUGGAGUUCUGUAAAGAUUGACAUGAGUUUGGCUAAAAGAGAUCCACAUUUCACCAUUCCCUUUGGAAUUUACGCAUUUGCUGCUUCUCUCUUUGCCUUGGGAUUAGCAAUUGGUACAACAAUAGCUGUUGGCAUGUUGUUUUUUAUUCAGAUGAAAGUGAUUCUUAGGAAUAAAACCUCUAUUGAAAUGUGGAUAGAAGAAAAGGCCAAAGACAGAAUCCAGUAUUAUCAAACGGGCGAACAUUUCAUCUUUCCAUAUGACCUUGGAAGUAAAUGGAAGAACUUCAGGCAGGUGUUUACAUGGUCUGGGGUUCCUGAAGCAGAUGGAAUUGUCUGGCCUGUUCGACAAGGCAGCCACCAGUACUCAUUAACGAUUGAGCAGCUGAAGCAAAAAGCUGAUAAAAGGGUGCGGAGUGUGCAUUACAAAGUCAUUGAAGGCUACAGUGGAGCUUGCUGUCCUAUAACAAAAGGAAUUAAAACUUUUUUUACCACACCUUACACCGAAGAACCCAGAAUCCAACUGAGAAAAGGAGAGCUUAUUUUAGCUACAAGAGGUUUGCGGCAUUGGAUGUAUGGAGAAAAGAUUUUGGACAAGAAAAAUGGAAAAGCUGGAGGGCGUGAGCGAGGUUGGUUCCCCAAAAGAUGUGUGGAGAAAUGCCCAUUUAAUCCCACCAUAGAGAAGGCAGUGGAAGAAGAGAAAAAGGACUUGUGAUGCUUUUGAUCGACCCUGCUUU
This is a messenger RNA of Callorhinchus milii (elephant shark), 1702 nucleotides long. RefSeq names its product zinc finger DHHC-type palmitoyltransferase 6 (gene zdhhc6). Gene Ontology annotation, biological process: protein palmitoylation. Bases 448 to 1680 code for a protein of 410 amino acids. The record is from RefSeq and is a predicted model, not a curated record. NCBI's taxonomy places the organism in Eukaryota, Metazoa, Chordata, Chondrichthyes, Chimaeriformes, Callorhinchidae. The transcript is spliced from 11 exons. Gene Ontology annotation, molecular function: protein binding; palmitoyltransferase activity. Gene Ontology annotation, cellular component: Golgi apparatus.